Dictyostelium discoideum AX4 is the source of this 153-nucleotide messenger RNA. RefSeq lists its product as hypothetical. The record is from RefSeq and is a predicted model, not a curated record. Lineage: Eukaryota; Evosea; Eumycetozoa; Dictyosteliales; Dictyosteliaceae. The transcript has a single exon. Bases 1 to 153 code for a protein of 50 amino acids.
AUGUUACAAAUAAAUAAUAAUAAUAAUAAUAAUAAUAAUAAUAAUAAUAAUAAUAAUAAUAAUAAUAAUAAUAAUAAUAAUAAUAAUAAUAAUAAUAAUAAUAAUAAAAAUAAAAAGAUUUAUAAUUUUAAAAAAAAAAAUUCGAUUUUUUAA